Messenger RNA from Ctenocephalides felis (cat flea), 1209 nucleotides. RefSeq names its product programmed cell death protein 7-like. The transcript is spliced from 5 exons. Lineage: Eukaryota; Metazoa; Arthropoda; Insecta; Siphonaptera; Pulicidae. The record is from RefSeq and is a predicted model, not a curated record. The coding region runs from base 142 to 1098 and encodes 318 amino acids.
AAGAUCUUGUAGAGACAGAAGAAUUUAAGUCAGCCGAACAAUUCUUGUUGGACGCACAAAAAAAACUGCCACCAUCUGAAGGAGGCACCGAUUAUUGCUAAUUUAAUUUAACCACCACUUUACUGAAUUAAUAAUUCUAAAAUGGCAUCACCUAACAAUUUUAAUACACAGGUUGAGAAUUCAGUAAACGUUAAAACCAAAUCAACUAAAAUAAAUCAUGCAAGUUUAUCAAAUUUGAAGAAUCUUCUACUAGAAAUUAAAUACAUAACAAAAAGCUUAAGUAGCACUGAAAAUAAUUUAAGACGAAACGCACAAGAUAUAUCUGAGGAGAAUUGGAAUGUUGAGAUUGAAAAAAUUGAGAUAUUAAAAACGAAACUUCAAGAAAAUUUAGAAAUACUAGACAAUCCUGUUUUUGUUAGGAAUGUUGCUAAGUGUGUUUCGAAACGGAAACAGAAACGGUUGGCUGUUAAAGCUAGAAAACAGGAAUUUAGAGAACGAAUGGAAAAGGAUAUUUUAAGGCGGGCUGAAUUGCAUAAGGAAAUUGAUGGAAUGUUGGCAGAUAUUGCAAACGAACAUAAAAAAGAAUUACAGAAAAAAUUACAAAUCAAAGAAUCCGAAUCAGUAUUAAGCGAUGUCAAGUCUAGAAUAUCACAAGCACGUCACUGGUUGGGAAUUAUUGAGCCUUUGAAAGAAUUGCGCGGGUUGAGAAAUCAGGCUGCACAGGCUCGAGGGGAGAAAUUGAGUUUGGUUCAUCAUGAGGAUUUUAUCAACACAAUGAAUAAAUUAAAAGAAAUCUGGGAAGCAAAGUUAGCGCACUACUUAAAAGAAGAGCAAGAUUUAAAAAAAUCAUUGAACAUCCAUUACGAAAAGCAGUUUCCAAAAACAUUCGAGGAAGAAUGGAAAAAGACUUUGUUUGGUGAGAAUGCUGCAGAUUUUCAAAUAAACAGCAUUCAAGAAUUCGUCGCGAUAAGAUCCUGUUGGGACCAAUUCAUAGUCCCCCCAAAUGAUGCCGAAGGCUCCAAAAUUCCCAUAGGUUACGUCAUGCCCGUCGAACCAAGUUCGGAUUCUUGGAAAAAGUAUUUAAGUAAUGAUAAAUGAAGUACAAUUAGUAUUUUAGCAUUUCAAAGCAUUUCUUUAGUAUAAAUUGUGUGUUACUUUUAAAUAUAUUUUAAAAAUGUAAAAUAAGUAUUAAUGAAUAAUAUUAUUAGU